This is a messenger RNA of Thalassophryne amazonica, 1083 nucleotides long. It is a transcript of the gene pgrmc2, whose product is annotated as progesterone receptor membrane component 2. The coding region runs from base 34 to 630 and encodes 198 amino acids. The record is from RefSeq and is a predicted model, not a curated record. The transcript is spliced from 3 exons. Gene Ontology annotation, cellular component: endomembrane system; membrane. NCBI's taxonomy places the organism in Eukaryota, Metazoa, Chordata, Actinopteri, Batrachoidiformes, Batrachoididae.
GCUAGAGGCGGGUAGAGGCGCUAAGCGAGCAGUAUGGCGGACGAUGGAGACAGUUCGAGCGGACCAGUUGACACAAACGAUGCGCAGGGGGCAGCGGAUGAGUCGGAAGGGCUCGGCCUCGGCGGGAUGUUGCUGAAUAUCAGUGUUUUGUUUGUGGUUGCGGCUGUGUGUUUGGCGGUGUACCGGCGGUGGGGCAGGCGGCUCGGCUGUGGUCCGGCCCAGGGCGACGAGGCCUCGACGCUUCCCAAGAUGAGGAGACGGGACUUCACGUUGGAGCAGCUGCGGGAAUACGACGGAUUGCACAACCCCCGCAUAUUGAUGGCAGUCAACAUGAAAGUUUUCGACGUUACCAGCGGCAAAAAGUUUUACGGAAAAGAUGGGCCUUAUGGGAUUUUUGCUGGCCGGGAUGCCUCGAGAGGCCUGGCAACCUUCUGCUCGGACAAAGACGCCCUGAGAGACGAGUAUGACGACUUGUCAGACCUUACUGCUGUACAGAUGGAGAGCGUGAGAGAGUGGGAGAUGCAGAUUAUGGAAAAAUAUGAUUAUGUUGGGAGGUUGCUGAAGCCAGGAGAUGAGCCCUCAGAGUACACAGAUGAAGAGGACAUCAAGGACCACCUGAAACAUGACUGAGCAGCUCAACCAUACCGACCAAAGCCAGGAGCCCCAAACCGCUGCGACAGGCCGCCCCAGCCCCUCCUCCUCCGCCGACCCAUGAAUCUGCCUGCCACUCCCGUCCCCUCCACUCCUAACUCUUUACCUCCUGAGUCUGUCUGGUGCUGUGGCUGCUGUGGAAAGGCAGACCAGACCUCCCUCCCUCUUCAUCCUGUGAAGAUUACCACCAACAGAAUGCAAUUAAGAAGCUCAACACGGGCUUUUCAGUGACAGCAUCACAUCUGGCGACGUCAAAGGUUGUGUGCCUUUAGUUGUAUUUGUGAAGGAGCCAAAACAAAGCUUAGUCAUUUCUCCAAAGGGGAGAAGCGCGGCACGUUUGUCAAACGGUCGCUGCUGAGAGCUGGGCGGAGGCUGGUCGGCGGGUCUCUGUAGUCAGAAACACACGGGUCCCGGUGGAUCAGGAUGGGGAAA